Molecule: messenger RNA, 2829 nt
Organism: Dentiscutata erythropus
Lineage: Eukaryota; Fungi; Glomeromycota; Glomeromycetes; Diversisporales; Gigasporaceae
Source: the annotation of a GenBank genome assembly
AUGUCUACCCCAUUCGAAAAUCUAUCUCCAAAUUUCAUCAUUUCUGCGGAUGAAACAUAUGCAACAUUAUCAACACCACCCGAAAAAUCUGAAAAUGAUGAUCGAGAAUAUCGAUUUAUUAUAUUAGCCAACGGAUUAGAAGUUUUGCUAAUUUCUGAUAGUGAAACUGACAAAAGUAGUGCUGCAAUAGAUGUUCAUGUUGGUCAGAUUUGUGAUCCGCCGAAUCUUCAAGGUCUUGCCCAUUUUUGUGAACAUUUGUUGUUUAUGGGAACUGAAAAGUAUUUAACAAAACAUAAUGGAUCAAGUAAUGCGUACACUGGCAUUGAUAAUACAAACUAUUAUUUUGAUGUUGGGCAUGAACAUUUGGAGGGGGCUUUAAACAGAUUUGCUCAAUUUUUUAUUUGUCCUCUAUUCAAUGAUGAUUGUACUGAUAGAGAAUUAAAAGCUGUUGACUCUGAAUAUAAACUUAAUAUUCAAGAAGAUGGAUGGAGGCAAUAUCAACUUGAAAAAUCUUUAUCGAAUCCAAAUAAUCCAUUUUCACAAUUCGGUAUAGGAAAUCUUGAAAGUUUAAAAGAUAUUCCUUCGAAAGCUGGGCUGAGUGUUAGAGAGGAAUUAUUAAAAUUUCAUGAUAGUUACUAUUCCGCUAAUUUAAUGAAAUUAGUUGUUUUAGGGAGAGAACCCUUAGAUACAUUGAAUCAAUGGGUUGUAGAAAAAUUCUCGAAUGUUAAAAAUAAGUCGGUUCCUAUACCAGUUCCUAGAGAUAGUUAUCCUAUUACUGAUGAUGAAAUAGGGAAUCUCAUCUCAUUGAAACCUGUUAAAGAUAAUCACUGUUUAGAAAUAACUUUUCCAUUUCCUGACCAAGAACCCCUUUAUAGAACCAAACCUGGAAGAUAUCUUGGUCAUUUGAUUGGACAUGAAGGUGUUGGAUCAGUUUUGUCGUUGUUAAAGAAGAAAGGAUGGGCAAACAAGUUGAGUUCUUAUAGAAGUCACCAAUAUGUUGGAUUUGAGGUGUUUAAAAUAUCGAUUGACCUUACUGAAGAAGGGCUAGCUCAUCAUGAGGAAAUAGUCGAGAUUUGUUUCCAAUAUAUUGAAAUGUUAAAACAAGAGGGUAUACAAGAGCGGGUUUUCCAUUUCAGAUUUCAAGAAAAAUAUUCUCCAGCUUACUAUGCUUCAGAGCUUGCUGUAUAUAUGCAACGUCCAUAUCCGCGUGAAUUGGUUUUAAGUGGUCCCCAUUUAAUUCGCGAAUAUAAUCCAGAACUUAUCAUGGAAGGAUUAAAUUAUUUGUGUUGGGAUAAAUGUAUUAUUACUUUAUCUAGUAAAUUACUAAAAGGACUUGAUAAAAAGGAAAGAUGGUUCGGUGUCGAAUAUAAGAUGGAACCGAUUAGCGAAAACCUUUCAAAGAAAAUUCAAAAUCCAAAACUUAAUCCUGAUCUUAAGAUCCAUCCGUCAAAUAUUUUUAUUCCUUCAAAUUUUGAAGUCAAUAAACUUACAAAUAUUACGGAUGAUACAUUUUGGAUACCUAAAGUUGAUGCGCUUUUUUUAAUAAGAAGCCCAAUAACUCAUUCUACACCUCUAAAUUCUGUAAAAACUCGAUUAUACGUUGAUCUUGUAGUUGACGCAUUUACAGAAUAUGCAUAUGAUGCCGAGAUCGCAGGUCUUGUUUAUUACCUCUACACUCAUGAAGAAGGAAUAGUUGUAUCAGUUCAAGGUUAUAAUGAUAAGUCACCUCUGCUCCUCCGUAAAGUUGUUGAAAAGUUGAAAUCAAUUCAAAUUGAUCCAAAUCGAUUUCAAAAAAUAAAAGAAGAAUUAAAAAGGACAUAUGAUAAUCGUUCACUUGAUUCUCCAAAUUAUCAAGCCAUGUAUUAUAAAAGGUAUGCAAUCAUACAAAAAUUAUGGACACAUAAAGAAAAAAGUAAAUUAUUAGAGAAAAUCAAAUAUGAGGACGUACAAAAAUUUUAUCCGACAUUAUUUGAUCAAGUAAUGUUUGAGGGGUUUAUUCAUGGAAAUAUGAGUCGAAAAGAUGCGUUAGAUAUGAUUAAAAUUUUAGAGGACACAUUGAAACCAUCUGAGGAAAUUUUGAAAUCACAAUUGAUUGGAAAUAGAAGUGUGUGUAUACCUGAUGGAAAAAAAUUCGUUUACACAAUGGAUGUUCCGGAUGAAAAAGAAAUUAACAGUGCUAUAGAAUAUUAUGUACAAAUUGGUGAUGUAAUGGACAGAGAAUUGAGAGCCAAGUUGGCACUAGUAGGGCAGAUUUCUGAAGAACCUUCUUUUGAUCAACUUAGAACUAAAGAACAAUUGGGGUAUUUGGUAUGGAGUAUGACAGAGGAAAUAACAGGUUCAAUGGCAUUCAGAAUUGUUAUUCAGAGUGAAAAAGAUCCUAUUUAUUUGGAAAAUAGGAUCGAAGAAUUUUUAACUAAAUUAGAGAAAAUAAUUGAAGAUAUGUCAGAAGAAGAGUACCAAAAGCAAAUAGCUUCUUUGGUCAGUAAGAAAUUGGAAAAACCUAAAAAUUUAUGCGAAGAAAGUUAUAGAUAUUGGUACUAUAUCGGCUCUGGAUAUUAUGAAUUUAAUAAAGUUGAAACUGAUGUAUCAAACAUACGUAAGAUCUCAAAGGCCGAACUUCUAGAAUUCUACAAAACCUAUAUUAAUCCUUGCUCACGUGUUCACAAAAAACUUUCUAUACACUUAAAAUCCAAAAAUCUUGAAUUAUUAAAACGGUUUAAUUUAAUUGACAUUAAAAAGUUGCAUGAACUUAUAUCUUCUCAAGGAUUCGCAAUUAUUACGGAGGAAGAAUUAAAGGGUGCUAUUGAUAUAUUGAAGGUUCAAAGAUAA